Messenger RNA from Brugia malayi, 291 nucleotides. RefSeq lists its product as uncharacterized. The transcript has 3 exons. The record is from RefSeq and is a predicted model, not a curated record. The coding region runs from base 1 to 291 and encodes 96 amino acids. Lineage: Eukaryota; Metazoa; Nematoda; Chromadorea; Rhabditida; Onchocercidae.
AUGACGGAAACAAACACAACUAAUGAUGAUACAACACAAGAACAGAAAGAUGGAACAUCACAUCGUGGAUUCAGUCAAAAAGUUCGAGGAAUUUUAUUGGAAUCACAGUCAACUACAUCCGAUAAAUUACCUAAUAUGCCAAAUAAAAGUUUAAAAAAAAAUGUUCAAACAACUACCGCACCACAUCGUGGUUUUAAUGAAAAGGCACGCGAGAUGUUACUAGAUCGCAAAAAUCCAGGAACAGCUUCAUCUAAAGUUAAAGGAAGCGAAAAAAUACGACAUCUUCUUUAA